AUGCAGACCAGGAAGAAAUACAUUUUCCUGACUUUCCUUGCCUCUUGGCUCCUGCUUCUCUUCUUCGGAGGGGAUCAGCUGCGCCGUUUCGCUUUCUUUCCUGGGAGGAAAGCUGAAGCCCAGAGGAAUUGGCCUCGCUGGACAGAUCAGUCCCUUCUCAAAACCUUUGCAGACCCCAGGGAGCUGCAGGGCGAUGGGGACCCCUCCCUGCUGUCACCCCGGGAGCGGCGGGCGGCGCAGGUGAGAGUCUACAAGAGCAGUCGGUGCCGGAUGGAAACCUGCUUCGACUUCUCCAGGUGCCAGAAGCACGGCUUCAAAGUCUUCACCUACCCCCAAGAGAGGGAUCAGCCUCUCUCGGAGAGCUACGGCAAAAUCCUCUCCUCCAUCCAGCGCUCUCGCUACUACACCCCACGCCCUGAGGAAGCCUGCCUCUUCAUCCUCAGCAUCGACACCCUGGACCGUGACCACCUCUCAGGCCAAUACGUCCAUAACGUGGAUGAGAAAAUCCGUGGCUUCCCGCUCUGGAACGGUGGCCAGAACCACCUCAUCUUCAACCUCUACUCAGGAACCUGGCCCAAUUACACCGAGGACUUGGGCUUUGACCUGGGCCAGGCCAUCCUGGCCAAAGCCAGCUUCUACACCCAGAGCUUCAGGCCUGGCUUUGACAUCUCCAUCCCUCUUUUCUCCAAGGACCACCCACAGCGUGGUGGGGAGAAGGGGUGGUUGUAUCAGGACUCCGUCCCCCCCAAAAAGAAAUACCUGCUGGUGUUCAAGGGGAAGCGGUACCUGACUGGUAUCGGCUCAGGCACUAGGAAUGCCCUGCACCACAUCCACAACGGCAAGGACAUCAUCUCACUCACCACCUGCAAGCAUGGCAAGGACUGGGAGAAGCACAAGGACCCUCGCUGUGACCAGGACAACGUUGACUAUGAAAAGUUUGACUACCAGGAGCUGCUCCACAAUUCCACCUUUUGCAUCGUGCCCCGCGGCAGGCGCUUGGGCUCCUUCCGCUUCCUGGAGGCUCUGCAGGCUGCCUGCAUCCCCGUGCUGCUGAGUGACGGCUGGGAGCUGCCCUUCGCUGAAGUCAUCGACUGGGGCAAAGCUGCUGUCGUGGGCAAUGAGAGGCUGCUGCUGCAGAUCCCCUCCAUCAUCCGCUGCAUCCACCCGGAGCGCAUCCUGGCGUUCCAGCAGCAGACUCAGUUCCUGUGGGACGCCUACUUCUCCUCGGUCGAUAAGAUCGUGCACACCACGCUGGAGAUCAUCAGGGACCGGCUGCUCCCGCACCGCUCCCGCUCCCGCUUCCUCUGGAACACGCUGCCUGGGGGGCUCCUGGCUCUGCCUGACUUCUCCACCCACCUCGGGGACUUUCCCUUCUACUACUUGCAACAUGGCUCCAGCCCCUCUGAGAAGUUCACAGCUUUCAUCCAGGUGGUCUCCCCAGCAGGGUCCCCCUCCCAGCCCAUCCUCAGGCUCAUCCAAGCUGUCUCUGGAUCCCAGUACUGUGCCCAGAUCCUGGUACUGUGGAGCUGCAAGGAGCCACCACCACCAAGGGGGAAAUGGCCUCAGACCACUGUGCCUCUGACCAUCAUCCAGGGCAGGGGAAAGCUCAGUGACCGCUUCCUCCCCUACGCGGCCAUCCAGACAGAUGCGGUGCUGAGCCUGGAUGAGCACAGCAGCCUCUCAACCAGCGAGGUGGACUUUGCCUUUGGGGUGUGGCGCAGCUUCCCCGAGCGCAUCGUUGGCUUCCUGACGCGGAGCCACUUCUGGGACCCCGAGCGGGGGUGCUGGGGCUACACUUCCAGGUGGACCAACGAGCUCUCCAUUGUCCUCACUGCCGCCGCCUUCUACCACAGGUAUUACCACAGCCUCUUCACCGAGUACCUGCUGGCGGGGCUGCGGGAGCUGGCAGACAGCCUGGCCGCUUGCGAGGACAUCCUGAUGAACGCCCUCGUGGCCGCCGUCACCAAGCUGCCCCCCAUCAAGGUCACCCAGCACAAACAGCACAAGGACACUGUGCCCCGGCAGGUGAAGGGCACAUCGGGGGCGGCCGGCGGACAGCGUCUCUCCCCGCAGCAGGACUGCCUCAACCAGCUGGCUGACUGGUUUGGCUACAUGCCCCUCGUAUCCUCCCAGCUGCGCCUCGACCCCGUCCUCUUCAAGGACCAGGUCUCCGUCCUGCGCAAGAAAUACCCCCGCUUGGAGAGACCCUGA
This is a messenger RNA of Indicator indicator, 2211 nucleotides long. It is a transcript of the gene EXTL1, whose product is annotated as exostosin like glycosyltransferase 1. The transcript has 11 exons. Gene Ontology annotation, cellular component: membrane. Gene Ontology annotation, molecular function: glycosyltransferase activity. The record is from RefSeq and is a predicted model, not a curated record. Lineage: Eukaryota; Metazoa; Chordata; Aves; Piciformes; Indicatoridae. Bases 1 to 2211 code for a protein of 736 amino acids.